CAGAGUGUGAUCCUGUCUCGAAAAAAAAAAGUGAAAAGAAUGAAGACUUGUCAGGUGGUUAUUCAUAACGAUAGAUAGUAAAGCACCACCAGUGCGAUUUUUUUCCUGCGUUGUGGCCUCACCUGUUAAUAACAGGUGAGGACUGGACUUUUAUUUAUUAAAUUGUCUUGUUUUAUUGACAAUACAUGCAUCCUAUCUUUUGACUUUGAAGGAUAUCUCAUGUCAAGGGAAUCAACUUACGAUACUGUAGAGGAUUCAGCGGGAAUACCUUGGGGGCACUAGCUGCGGGUGGCACAAUGGCUACCGAGACAUGAAGGCUUUGGCCACUAGUUUCGCCCUUGGGAGCCUGGGGUUGGCCUUCUACCUGCCUUUGGUGGCUACUACACCUAAAACACUGGCCAUCCCUGAGAAGCUUCAAGAAGCUGUGGGGAAAGUUAUCAUCAAUGCCACAACCUGUACUGUCACCUGUGGCCUAGGCUAUAAGGAGGAGACUGUCUGUGAGGUGGGCCCUGAUGGAGUGAGAAGGAAAUGUCAGACUCAGCGCUUGGAAUGUCUGACCAACUGGAUCUGUGGGAUGCUUCAUUUCACCAUUCUCAUUGGCAAGGAAUUUGAGCUUAGCUGUCUGAGUUCAGACAUCCUAGAGAUUGGACAGGAAGCUUUCCGGUUCACCUGGAGACUUGCUCGAGGUAUCAUCUCAACUGACGAUGAGGUCUUCAAACCUUUCCGAGCCAACUCCCACUUUUUGAAGUUUAAAUAUGCUCAGGAGUAUGACUCUGGGACAUAUCGAUGUGAUGUGCAGCUGUUAAAAAACUUAAGACUUGUCAAGAGGCUCUAUUUUGGGCUGAGGGUCCUUCCUCCUAACUUGGUGAACCUGAAUUUCCAUCAGUCACUUACUGAGGAUCAGAAGUUAAUAGAUGUGGGAUUGGAAGUUAAUCUGGACAACUACUACAAGCCUCACCGCCCAGAGUGGAAAAAGAAGGUGGCGUCAGCCUUGGGAAUAGGAAUUGCCAGUGGAGUGGUUGGUGGUGUGUUGGUGAGGAUUGUCCUCUGUGUGCUGAGGGGGGACCUGCAGCAGUGACACCCUCAAGAGUUUAACAGCCUUGCCCCUGAAGGACUGGCUGCCCAGGAAGCCAAGCUAGCUUUUUAGGGGAGUGUUCCAGCUGUUAUUAGUGGAUCAGCUAAGAGUCAAGUCUCCCACAGCCAAAAGAAGGAGUGGGAGAAGUAGAGGGGACAUCUUGGCUGUUACGGGCAGUAAUCCAACUUCCUUACAUCCUGUGGAUCUCUUCCUGAUCUUCCCUGCCCAUUGGGUACCCAGGAAACUGCGAGCAUUGCCUGUGUUCCUGGGAAGAGUUCUGAGAAGCUUGCAUUCAUUUUCUACCCUUUAUAACUUGGAUGGCUCCCCACCUCCAUUUCCCCUCUUCUGAGUUCUGUAUUCAUGUAGAGGGAUGUAUUCAGCUUUUCUAGUGAACAUUUGUUUCUUCAAUAAAAGUAAUUCACAGUA
Saimiri boliviensis boliviensis (Bolivian squirrel monkey) is the source of this 1501-nucleotide messenger RNA. It is a transcript of the gene TMEM81, whose product is annotated as transmembrane protein 81. The record is from RefSeq and is a predicted model, not a curated record. NCBI's taxonomy places the organism in Eukaryota, Metazoa, Chordata, Mammalia, Primates, Cebidae.